Solenopsis invicta (red fire ant) is the source of this 4696-nucleotide messenger RNA. Its product is annotated as farnesyl pyrophosphate synthase-like. Bases 408 to 1244 code for a protein of 278 amino acids. Gene Ontology annotation, molecular function: dimethylallyltranstransferase activity; (2E,6E)-farnesyl diphosphate synthase activity. The record is from RefSeq and is a predicted model, not a curated record. The transcript has 4 exons. Gene Ontology annotation, biological process: trans, trans-farnesyl diphosphate biosynthetic process. Gene Ontology annotation, cellular component: cytoplasm. Lineage: Eukaryota; Metazoa; Arthropoda; Insecta; Hymenoptera; Formicidae.
GGGAUUACUUUGAAGGGGACAAAAUAGAUAUUCAUGAAUAAAUAAAUAAUUUUUGAAAAAACACAAAAUUCGCGAUACUUUUUGAACACACCUCGUAUAGCACUUAUACGACGAACCAGUUAUGUUUUGAUAACUCACAGUAGCCUCGCAGUGACAUCGUAAAUUACACGUGACUCUGUGAGCAAAUUGUAACAUCACUAUAAAGUUUUUUGCUAUAAGAGUACACAUUCUAUUAAACAUUUCUAUUACAGGUAUUAGAAUAUAAUGUGCCAGGAGGAAAACAAUUUAGAGCAUUAAUUUUAAUACAUGCAUAUCAGUUAUUGGCAAAUGAACAACCCACAAAAGAAAAUAUUCGUCUAGCACGGAUUUUAGCAUGGUGUGGGGAACUGAUUCAAGCUGCUGGUCUCAUGAUUGACGAUAUUCAAGACAAAUCAGUACUUCAUCGAGGACAACCAUGUUGGUAUCUAAACGAUAAUGUAGGGUUGUCGGUAAUAACUGAUGCUCUAAAAUUGAAAAAUUCUGUAUAUUAUAUCUUACAAAAGUAUUUCAAAGGGAAAACCUGCUAUGUUAAUCUACUAGAAACAUUCCAUAAUAUCAUAUUAAAAACAUUAGAUGGCCAAAUAUUAGAUCUACAGUUGUCUAAAAAUUUUAGCAAGAAGCUAAAUCUGAACUUAUUCACAAUGGAUCAAUACAAGUGUAUUGUCAGGAACAAAACGUCGUAUUAUUCAUUUGUUUGUCCAGUAUUCCUAGCAAUGAAUUUAGCUGGAAUAAAAGACCCAGAAAAGUUUAAGCAAGCAGAAACGAUUUUAUUGGAAAUUGGACAUUUAUUCCAAGUCCAAGGUGACUUUUUGGAUUUCUUUGGAGAUUCAGAAGCCAUUGGCAAAGAUAGCACUGAUAUACAGCAAGGAAAAUGUACGUGGUUUAUCGUAAUGGCUCUUCAACGCGCGACUCCGGAACAGCGUGAAAUUUUAGAAGUGAGUACCAUUGGUUUAAUGCACUAUUUCAUCACUCUGUUAUAUAAAUUCUUUUCUUUCUUUACGCAGGAGUGUUACGGAUUUUCGGAUCCGGAAAAGGUUAAAUGCGUGAAACAACUGUUUAACGAUUUAGAUUUACAUAAAGUAUGUAUAUCGUACACAGAACAGGCAUUUAAUCUAUUACGUGAACGUAUACAGGAAAUGUCAUGUGGGCUCCCGCAUUGUUUUUUCUUGGACAUAUUAAACAUACUUUAUCGCAGAAGAUCAUAAAACAAUCGUGUAUAUUAAAGAAAGAGAAAAAUAUGUUAAUAUUUUAUCAAUGUAUAUUUUAUAUAUACAUAUACAAUAUAGAUACUUAUGGAGGAUAGCAUCCGAGCAUGCAUGCAAAAUUUCAAAUUCUACAUUCUUUUUUCUUUAAAAAACUCGAUAUCAAUUUAUAUAAAUUUCUGCGGCGCUCUGGUGGGAUCACCAUAGAUUGAUAGACUGAGUCAAAGAUAAAGCCUAAAUAUCUGCACUUUUGUGAGGGUAAAAGUUGAGAUUUAGAGUAAUUAAUAAAGAGUCCCAGCGAGGAUAACAAUUCAAUUGAGGCGUCUAGAUUAUCUAGACAGUCUUUUUUUGAAGAGCCUGUAAUCAGAAGAUCAUCCAAAUAGAUGACUGAACAGUAUCCUUUUGCCUUUAGAUGGGCAACUACUGGACGUAGAAUUUUUGUGAAAAUGAAAGGGGCUGUAAAUAAGCUAAAAGGGAGAAAUGUAAAUUCGUAAGUUCUUCUUCGCUAUUGGAAGCGGAGAAAAUGACGAUAUUUUUGAGCUACAGAGACUAGCAGAUAAGCGUCUUCUAGAUUAAAACUCAUCCAGGAAUCCUGGAUCAUAAGUUAGACUACUGUACGCCAGUCUUCUAGCUAAAACUGCUGUGGACAAAGGAAGGUAUUGGUAUUGAGGUUCUUAAGGUUCAGUAUAAACCUCAUCCCUCCUGACGAUUUUUUGAUUAAGAAACUCUUUGAUUAAGAAAAAAUUGGACAAAAAUUGAUUUUCAGAUAAAGAUGUAGCCACUAUAGCUCCUUUAUCUACUAGUCGCAAAAUUUCCUUGUCGCAUAAUUCCGCCAUAGCGGAUGAGAAGUUGGGUUCCUGCAAAUAUGCGCGGGGAGGUAGGGGGUAAGCAAACGGAAUGUGCAAACGGUAACCCUCAAUAGCUCAAAGAACCUUGGAGUCCUUUGUUAUUUCCUUCCAUUUAUGAAGGAACAAAGACAGACGUCCUGCCGACCUUACUUGUACUAGCAGCGCGUUCGGGAUCUGGAACGACGAACUCGGCUGUGGCUCGUUGGUUGCUUCGCCCAUGUCUGGCAAACCGAAGAUGAGAUCCGUUGCACAGGGACCUUGUAGUUUAACGGCUUCUGCUGAGAAGCGUGUUGCCGUAUUGGUUAAUUACUAGCCUUAACUAUCUUUGGCUGGGCAAAGGUAGACUUCGAUAUCAGCCGCCCUGUUUUCUCGCUUGAACUGCCUUCAAGUCUUCUGCGAAAUUAGCUCCAAACAGCCAGUCGUCGACCUUGGAUGAAUCCGCUGCCGAUUUACCGACAAAAGUCAGACAAGGUUUUAUAUACGCCUGUCUGGCUAGGAAUAGACGAAACUGUAAAUCCGCUAUAAGGUGAAGUCCCUCUGUUAACUUUGAAAUAAUAUUUUUCAAUUAGUCGUUUUGGGGGGUAGGUUAGCUUGAUGUAGUUUCAGAAGGUCGGUUAUACCAAAGCGUUCUGAAACUAAAUGCGUUCAAGCAGGCCCCUAGCUGAAUUUGCCUGUUGAAUUGAAACUUGUCUCUUUUUAGAAGAGACUGUUGCUUGCCGAUGACUGCCUUUAGUUCAUUGUUGAUUUUUGGCGGGCCUAGACUCAGAAGGUCGCCCUUGAGCUCAUAUUUUGACAGCAUAUAUUGGCGCAGCUCUUCUUUCAGCCUUAACCAAGUCUCAGAUCUUGUAGACGCAAGAAUGAUAGGAUCCCAUUUUGAGUUGUCUGUCGAGCCUUGCUCUUCGCCAAACAAUUUGUUAACCAGAGAGGUUAUCUCACCUUCCUCCAGGUUGGCUUCCUCCUGAGGCUCCUCCGAGAUGAAAAAUACAACUCUGUGACCGUUAGGCACAUUAGUUACCUGAGUUUCUAGUAAGAAAAAAAAAGAGCAAAUGAGAUUUAGAUGAGACAAUCGACUAUAUUUUCUCUUCGCCUUAACGAGAAAAUAUACCUUUUUUUUUUUUUUUUUUUAAGGUCAGGAAAUACAUUACUGCAUUUCCGCGCCAUGUGGGGACAUGGCGCGGGGUAUGUGGGGCUCCCUCCCCAAAUAGGGAAGGUAUACCCACUAAAACCUGACCGUUUCCGGCGUCUGGGCUUAGGACGGAAAACGGGAUCGGCCUAAGCAUGCACCGUGAUCCGUCCUAACCCAAACGGGUCUUCGCUCAAGAGCAGAGACCCCCCUCCGGAGUUAGCAGCCGAGACCCGACCGAAGUCGAGCCCCAGCCGCCCGAACCGGGAUGCCGGGUGUGCGCCGGACCCCCUUGGGAGAGGGCCCUAGGUACGCACUCCCGCACCCCCAGCCCCAGACGGGUCAGCCGGGCAAGUACCCCGCCGCUAAUUCCGUCCGAGGCUUACCUCCUCAACAGUGGAGAGGGUAGGGCCCUCUGUCCGGUCUGGCCGGCGCUGUGAGGGUCCCCCCUCCCACUGUUCCUUCCCGGCUCCAGCUCAAACCCUCGGUGAGGGGAUCGUUGAGCCCCGCCGGCGUCACGGCCACGACCUGACGUCGUCGCCGCGAAACCGGCGAUAACCAGCGGGCAGGAAGGGCGACGAAGUCACCCCCUUUCUACCCUUUCCUUCCCACAGGGGGAGGGUGGAGAGGGAGGAGGGCUCACUGAUGUUGUUGUAGGUAUACUCUCCUCCGUCUCCCCCAACGAGAAAAUAUACCUGGUUCAACGCCCCGACUUCCGCAAGUCGUUUGCUCAUCUAUUGGAUACUCAAUCUCUUGCGAAAUGCUUUCCUCUGAGGGAGGGAUAAUCUCGCUUACAAGUUGGGAUACAGGAGGGGUUUCUCUGCUCCGUUCAUGCCUUGUUCUGUGUUUUAUGAAAUCCAGGAUCUCUCUCAGAGUUUCAGUCAAGAUUUUGCCAGAUGUUCCCUGCCGAAGGGAUGCAUACCUCGAGGAUCCGAACGAAAACAAUCGCUGGCAAAAGUCCCGCGCAGUGUCUCGCGAGCGCGGACCUAACCUCCAUUUCUCGAGCUCGCGACUUUUCCCUAUCCCUAUGCUUUUUCUUAUAGGGGGGGGGGAUAGUUUGAGUGACUCCUAUGACGAUGAGAAUGCUUUUCCUUUGGCAUCCUGUGCCUAGAAGUUUUAAAUCUAUUAAAUAGAACUGAAAACUUGAUGCUUGUACUGUUGAUGUUGCGCAACAGAAACAGAACGAAGUUAGUGCCAGGAGCGGCGCUGGUAUCGAUACAUGGCGCAAGAUUACGAGACACGUGACCUCUCUGCCUUUCUUGAAAUUUUUAGGCAGAUCUAAAACUAUUAAGCGUAGGGCAUGCAGAGACAUAACUACAUUAUAUUAUCCAUCCGGACAAGACAGCCUAGGCAUGAUCAUCAUAUAUAGAGGAUGUCAGGUAACUACCGUCCCUGGUUUCGUGGAUUGAUAGAUCAAGUAAAACUGAGCAGAAAAGUACUUUAUUAUUUUUUAAUAUUUGCCAUAGUUAACGAAAUAAAAAUUA